AUGGCGAGCGACCGCGCGCUUCGACGGGGCGUCUUGCGAUGGGACUACUUCGUCCUUCGACGCGGCGCGCGCGACGACGCGCUCGUCGAGCAGAGCGUGCGCGAGCGCGAGACGACGACGGCGCGCGGGCCACGGCGCGGGCGCGCGGGGGCGAGCUCGAGCGCCGCCGCGGACGCUCGGGAGACGAAGGAUGGGGGCUCGGACGUCGACGACGGACGAUGGAUCGAACGCGCGCGGGCGAGAACGGUGCCGAUGACGUUUCGAAGCGCGCGAGAGUACGCGGAGACGUUCGAGCCGCUGUUGUUCGCGGAGUGCGCGGCGAUCGCGCGCAGGGGAGAAGACGUCGAGCGAGAGGAGCGACGGGGCGGAGGUAGGUCCAGGGCGGCGCGGGUGAAGACGACGACGAGAUCGGAUGAGUUCCAUCUCGUGACGUUUGAACUGAGCGAGGCGGACGCGAUGGAGUUUUACGACGACGAUCUCGUGUUCGUGAGCAAGGCGGAUGCGGGAGACGCGAGCGAGGCGGAGCUGAAAAAGUGCGAGGAGCGGGCGGGAGAGACGCACGCGCUGGGAAUAGUGGACGGAAGAGAUGCAAAAACGUGCGUGCGCGUGCGCAUGUAUCUUCCGGAUGCAUCGAGCGGAGAUUCGCGCUCGACACAGGGCGAGACGAAACUGGACGCCUCGGCGGCGCUCGCGGAGCGAGACGCCAAGCGAUUUCGCUCCACGAGAAACGCGCUCAUGUCGUCGAAGCACGACGAGACGUGGUACCUGAAAAAUAUCGCGGCUCUCUCUACGAUUACUCGAGAGUGGCGAGCGGUUCACGAGUUGUCUUCGCUGCCGUACGCGUCGACGAUUCUGAAGGGCGCGCCGGCGGCUGAGGCGGGCGCGCCGGCGGCGGCAAACGCGUGGGCGAUUUCUGACGCGUUACGAAACGUCAUGGAACACGCGUACAACGAAUCGCAAGUCAAAGCGAUGUCCACGGCGCUGAGUCAAGACCCUUUCGUGUUGAUUCAGGGGCCACCGGGGACGGGGAAGACGCGCACCAUCUUGUCGUUGCUCUCCGUGUUGCUCCACUCGGUUCCGAGCACGUCGUCGAGGAAUACGGUUGAUUUCGCAUCGUACGCCGAAAUUCGAGAAGCGCGUGAGAAAAUGUCAUCGGAACAAACACGUCGUGCGUGGAGGCUUGCGUCGCCUUGGUUGAACGGCGUCGAGAAUCCGCGCGAUGCGCCGCCGACGAUCUCCCUCGCGAGCGGCGGCGAGGGCGUCGCCAAGCCGCCGAGCAAGCGGAAAGUCAUCGCGCAAUCACUGGGUACGCACACGUACAAGCGCUCGAAAAUUCUCAUCUGUGCACCGUCUAAUAGCGCUCUGGAUGAGAUCGUUUUGCGCAUCAUGCGAAACGGACUCGUCGACGGCGCCGGCGCGACGUAUUCUCCGACAAUUGUGCGCGUCGGCGUAAACGUGCAUCACUCAGUGAAACAAGUGCACAUGGAUACGCUCAUUUCUCAGCGAUUGGGCGAACUUGGCGCUCACCUCGAUUCGGUGAGACGCUUCGAGGCGGCGAUCGAGCGUGAUAGGCUAAAACAGGCGAUUUUAGAAGAGGCAAGCGUUGUGUGCAGCACGCUCUCGUUUAGCGGCUCGGGGAUGUUUUCGAGAAUGAGUAAAACGUUCGACGCCGUCAUCAUCGACGAAGCCGCGCAAGCGGUCGAGCCCUCUACGCUCAUACCGCUCUGUUCCGGCGCCAAGCAAGUGUUCCUCGUUGGAGAUCCGCGACAACUACCAGCGACGGUGUUGAACUCCAUAGCGAUCGAUCACGGUUACGACACGUCCAUGUUCAAGCGUUUCCAGAGCUGUGGCUAUCCAGUGCACGUGCUGAAAACGCAGUACAGGAUGCAUCCCUCAAUCCGAGUCUUUCCAUCCAUGUUGUUCUACGACAACGAGCUCAUCGAUGGUCCUGGUUUAGACAAGUUGACGACGCGACGGUGGCACAAACACUCCGUGUUCCGCCCGUUUGUGUUUUUUGACGUCAAAGGCAAAGAACGAGCCUCCGCGGGCCACUCAUGGGUGAACGAUGAAGAGUCAGAGUUCAUCGUUGCACUCGUUCAAACGUUGUUCGCGCGAUUCCCCGAGCUCAUCGCGGGCGAACAUGUGGCGGUGAUUUCUCCGUACAAGGCGCAGGUGAGGAACAUUCGACGGUUGAUCAAGGAAAAGCUUGGCGCGAAAAAGGCUCUUAGAGUCGACGUGAACACUAUCGACGGCUUUCAAGGUCACGAGAAAGAUAUCUGCAUCUUCUCCGUCGUGCGUGCGCCGAAACGCGGGGCUGGAUCUAGUGGAGGUGGAUUGGGGUUCGUCGCCGACGAACGACGCAUCAACGUCGGUUUGACGAGAGCGCGCUCCAGUCUCUUCGUCGUCGGCGCCGCGGAGAGUAUCAAGGGGGAUGAUAGAUGGGGUAGUCUAGUGGAAAGCGCACGCCGACGCAAUUGUGCGUUGACGCCGUCGAAGCCUUAUCGAGACUUUCUGAAUAAGCAUAGCGCGGUUGGCGGCGCCACCGAGACGUUUGAUGACGAAGAAGUCGACGCAGCGAGCAAGCUGGGAGAGGCAGCUUCGGUCGUCGCGGAAGAGGGUGCGGAUGAAAAUAUGCUUCGAACGCACAUUUGGGAUGAAAACCACGUACACGACCCGCACUGGAGCGGUGCGGCUGAGUUUAUUCGCUCGAACGACCUCGUUAGUGGCGACGGCGGCUUCUCAAAAGAUGGCUUUCGCGACGAACUCAUCGUCGAAAAUACGAAGAAGGGCGAAGCCGUCGGCGGUGACGAUGAUAUGUUAAUGGACGUCGAGGAUGGAGAUGACGCGAAUCGCGACGAGUUCACUGAAGCAGUGGAGGAGCCCGCGAAAAAGAAGCCCACACGAAGGUCGACGCGAGCGUAA
Messenger RNA from Ostreococcus tauri, 2922 nucleotides. RefSeq names its product P-loop containing nucleoside triphosphate hydrolase. Lineage: Eukaryota; Viridiplantae; Chlorophyta; Mamiellophyceae; Mamiellales; Bathycoccaceae. The transcript has a single exon. The coding region runs from base 1 to 2922 and encodes 973 amino acids. The record is from RefSeq and is a predicted model, not a curated record. Gene Ontology annotation, molecular function: helicase activity.